Messenger RNA from Hordeum vulgare subsp. vulgare (domesticated barley), 1613 nucleotides. RefSeq lists its product as uncharacterized. Bases 326 to 1165 code for a protein of 279 amino acids. The transcript is spliced from 5 exons. The record is from RefSeq and is a predicted model, not a curated record. Lineage: Eukaryota; Viridiplantae; Streptophyta; Magnoliopsida; Poales; Poaceae. Gene Ontology annotation, molecular function: ubiquitin binding.
GAAAGAAGUUAACCAAACCAAACCAAACCAAACCAAACCAAACGAGACCCAACCACCAAAGCAAGCACCAGACCAAUUGACCAAACCAUUUGGCAAUCUCGCAGGCGACGCAGCCGCCUCCUCCACCACCAGGAACCAGACAGCGCACGCCUCCGUAGCUCGAGCCCAGCCCGGAGCCCUGUUCCGCCGUGGAUCGCUGGGGGAGAGGGCCACCGGCCGGAUCCCGACGGGCCAGAUGGUGGGCGACCCCCGCGGCGGGGGCGAGUAGAACGGCUGCGAGCGGCGGCGGACGGAUCGGCGGCGCCGCAAGGCGGCGGGGGCCACCAUGUCUGCCGUAGUGUGCGGCAAGAGGUCCUCCAUCUUCGCCGACGAGCUCAUCCCUUCUUCUCCGCCUUCCCCUCCCCACCACCACCCUUCCAAGCGGGCCCGCUGCUCCCCGUCCCGCGCCUUCGACGACGCCGCCGCGGCCCACCGGCGGGAGGCGCUGCUCCACCACCUGCGCUCCCUCUUCCCUCACAUGGAUCCCCAGUUGCUUGAAAAAGCUCUUGAAGCAUCUGGAGAUGAUUUGGAUUUUGCAAUAAGGAGUUUGAAUGACCUGCGCCUGGAGUCAGCUGAGGCUAUCUUGUCAGCUGCUGUUAGUGAACCUGAGAAUGGCCUGUCAACAGCCCUUAAGUUAUCGGCUGAAGGUAAUGGCCAAUUGGAUGCUAUUAGUGGAAAUCCACAUGCGACAGAUAAUUGUCAGACAAAUCACCAUAGCUCUGAAUGGGUUGAGCUAUUUGUUAGAGAGAUGAUGAGCGCCUCUGACAUAAAUGAUGCACGGGCUCGUGCAUCAAGAGCUUUGGAGGUUAUUGAGAAGUCCAUCAUGGAGCGGACAGGAGCCGAGGCAGUGCAAAACUUGCACAAGGAAAAUGCGAUGCUAAAGGAGCAAUUAGCAAUAGCUCUGCGAGAGAACGCUGUUCUCAAGCGGGGGGUUGCAAUCCAACAUGAGCGCCAAAAAGAGUUUGAUGAUAAGACACAGGAGGUUCACAACCUGAAGCAAUUGAUUUUGCAGUAUCAAGAACAACUAAAGACUCUUGAGAUCAAUAAUUAUGCACUUAGGAUGCAUCUACAGCAGGCUCAACAGAAUAGUUCUAUGCCCGGGCGUUUCCACCCUGAUGUUUGCUGAUAAGCUUUCCAUCCCGAUGCCUGCUAAUACACACAUUGAGGAGGAUAUCCCUCUCAUACUAGAAUUGUGCCCAGGUAUCUUAUUGUGAGAGGGAUUCAACUAUUGGCCCUGUUAUUCAUACACUUUCCGAAGUCCCGAGCUCAUGUGGUAUUCGCACACUUUUCGAAGUCCCAAGCUCAUAUGUUUGCGUAUACAUCACAUUAUCAUAAACACCUGCCAUCUGAGAAAAGUAAACAGCGAAGCAUCGAUAUUGGAAUAAAGGAUCCUGUGCUCCAAGAAAGUUCAGAAGAAAUAAUAUGUUGAGGUGGAUGGUGCUGCGGUGCCAAUUGGUUAAUGUAUGUACACUCUGUAACAGUAUUUUUGUGUGUGACCUGAAGUGUGAGGACAGUGUAUUUUUUGCUAUCAGACAUAAGAUACAAGGAUCGAUGAAAAAUGGUGUUGAUGUUUA